AUGAAUACAGGGUGCGCCGGGGGCUCCGCGGGAGGGAGAGCCUUGGCCGGGCGGCGGCGUCCUCGCCAUCCCGUUGCCGGUUCCCCGUCGCUGGAGGGAGCGGGGAGCGGGGACGGGGGGGGGCGGCCGCCUCUCGCCAAAGUGACAGCACGGGCUGGUCCGAGAGAGGAGUUUAAACCUCCGCCUCGGCGGACGCAUCGGGAAGACCAAGGUCCUACCUGGCUUUAUGCCGACGCUGUUUUCAUACGAGGGUCAGUGAGACUCCAGGGUGGCAAGAAUGAGUUUGAGGGUACAGUGGAGGUUUAUUUGAAUGGAAUCUGGGGAACAAUCUGUGGGAGCCAUUGGGACAAUAAUGAUGCAACAGUCGUAUGUCGACAGCUUGCACUUGGUGAAAAAGGUACAGCAAAACAUGUACCAUUUUCUGGACCGGGCCUUAUUCCUGUUUACUGGAGUGAAGUGCGUUGUCGUGGUGAUGAAGAAAAUAUACUGUUAUGUGAAAAAGACAUCUGGCAGGAUGGAACAUGUCCUCAAAAAAUGGCAGCUGCUGUCACAUGUAGCUCUUCCCCGGCCCCUGUCUUUACUCCGAUCCGGCUGGCUGGUGGGAACAACGCUCAUGAAGGAAGAGUAGAAGUCUACCAUGCUGGCCAGUGGGGGACUGUCUGUGAUGAUCAGUGGGAUGAUGCAGAUGCUGAAGUUGUCUGUCGGCAGCUUGGCCUUGGGGGUGUUGCCAAGGCGUGGAGCCAGGCUUACUUUGGAGAAGGCUCAGGCCCCGUGCUGCUGGAUGAAGUGCGGUGCACGGGAAAUGAACUGUCGAUAGAACAGUGUCCAAAAAGCUCCUGGCGAGAACACAACUGUGGCCACAAAGAAGAUGCUGGCGUUUCCUGCACACCUCUCACAGAUGGUGCAUUAAGACUAACAAGUGGGAAAGGCAGUCAUGAGGGACGCCUGGAGGUCUAUUAUACUGGGCAGUGGGGCACAAUCUGCGAUGAUGGGUGGACAGAGCUGAAUACACAGGUGGUUUGCCGGCAGCUGGGAUUUAAGUAUGGAAAAAGUGCACCUGAGAGCUACUCAGAAGGAAGCUCUGGGCCCAUCUGGUUGGAUGAUGUCAGCUGCUCGGGGAAGGAGACAAACCUUCUGCAGUGCUCAAGGAGAGAGUGGGGAAAGCAUGACUGCAACCAUCAGGAGGAUGUCAGACUCAUUUGCCAUCCAGACAACGACAGCCAUAAACUCUCAUUUGGUCCUCCCAUCAGGCUGAUGGAUGGUGAAAAUAAGAAGGAAGGACGUGUAGAGAUUUUUAUCAAUGGCCAGUGGGGCACAAUUUGUGAUGAUGGAUGGUCUGAUAAGGAUGCAGCUGUAGUCUGUCGACAGCUUGGCUACAAAGGUCCGGCUAGAGCAAGAACAAUGGCAUAUUUUGGGGAGGGCAAAGGCCCAAUCCACGUGGAUAACGUGAAAUGUACAGGCAAUGAGAGAUCCUUGGCAGAUUGCAUUAAGCAGGACAUUGGGACGCACAACUGCCGUCACAGCGAGGAUGCGGGGGUGAUCUGCGACCACCUAAGCAAGAAGGCCCCUGGGAACAGCAAUAAAGAUUCUCUUGCUUCUGUUUGUGGAUUGAGGUUACUACAUCGCCGACAAAAACGAAUAAUUGGUGGGAAAAAUUCUUUACGGGGCAGCUGGCCAUGGCAGGUUGCACUCCGACUGAAAUCUUCUCAUGGUGAUGGAAGACUCUUGUGUGGUGCUACUCUCAUCAGCAGCUGCUGGGUCCUCACUGCUGCACAUUGCUUUAAAAGGUAUGGCAACAACACUCGGAACUACGCUGUGCGAGUUGGAGACUAUCACACACUGGUACCAGAAGAGUAUGAGGAAGAAAUUGGAGUCCAACAGAUUGUGAUGCAUAAGGAGUACAGGCCUGACAGCAGCGACUACGACAUUGCGUUGGUGAGGCUACAGGGGCCAGAGGAACAGUGUGCCAGAUUCAGUACCCAUGUCUUGCCUGCUUGUUUGCCGUUAAGGAGAGAGAGACCACAGAAAACUGCUCCCAACUGUUACAUCACUGGAUGGGGUGACACAGGAAGGGCUUAUUCAAGAACAUUACAACAGGCUGCCAUCCCCUUACUUCCCAAGAGGGUAUGUGAAGAGCGUUACAAAAGAAGAUUCACAGGAAGAAUGCUCUGUGCUGGAAACAUCCAGGAACAGAAACGUGUUGAUAGCUGUCAAGGAGACAGUGGCGGACCACUGAUGUGUGAACGUCCAGGGGAAAGCUGGGUUGUGUAUGGUGUGACCUCCUGGGGCUACGGCUGUGGAGUGAAAGAUUCUCCAGGUGUCUACACAAAAGUAUCAUCUUUUGUACCCUGGAUAAAAAGUGUGACCAAACUAUGA
Haliaeetus leucocephalus (bald eagle) is the source of this 2376-nucleotide messenger RNA. It is a transcript of the gene PRSS12, whose product is annotated as protease, serine, 12 (neurotrypsin, motopsin). Gene Ontology annotation, biological process: proteolysis. Bases 1 to 2376 code for a protein of 791 amino acids. Gene Ontology annotation, cellular component: membrane. Gene Ontology annotation, molecular function: serine-type endopeptidase activity. The record is from RefSeq and is a predicted model, not a curated record. The transcript is spliced from 14 exons. Lineage: Eukaryota; Metazoa; Chordata; Aves; Accipitriformes; Accipitridae.